Solanum dulcamara is the source of this 1284-nucleotide messenger RNA. Its product is annotated as zinc finger CCCH domain-containing protein 14-like. NCBI's taxonomy places the organism in Eukaryota, Viridiplantae, Streptophyta, Magnoliopsida, Solanales, Solanaceae. The record is from RefSeq and is a predicted model, not a curated record. Gene Ontology annotation, molecular function: mRNA binding; metal ion binding. Bases 210 to 1085 code for a protein of 291 amino acids. The transcript has 3 exons.
ACAUUUUGUUUUAUUAGGAUGUCCCUGAAGGAACAAAUACGAGGAUUACACAUACAUAUGCGCGGAUCUAAAGCUGGAAAAUUUUGAAUCUCAAACUUUAAUCGCCGAAUUCUCUCUCCGGGCAAAGCAAACCAAAAACCCUAGCAUUUUCCAGUGCUUUUGUUUUGGUUAAAUUCUUUGAUUUUUGGGUAUUAUCUAUUCGAUUGAUAAUGGAAUUUGGGAGGAAGAGAAGAGGAGGUGGUGCUUUUGAUAGAAGUGGAGGUGGAGGCAUGAAGAAAUCAAGAGAUGAAUCAGAAUCCUUUACGACUGGUGUAGGAAGCAAAUCAAAGCCAUGCAUGAAGUUUUUCAGCACUUCCGGAUGCUCAUUUGGAGCGGGAUGUCACUUUCUUCAUUAUGUUCCUGGCUACACUGCUAUGAGCCAGCUAUCAAACAUGGGUUCGAACCCAGCACCUCCAUUUGGAAGGAAUAAUGCCUCUUUUAGUGAUGGUCCUGGCCCCGCUGUGAAAUCAAAGUUUUGCAGCAAGUUCAACACUGAAGAAGGGUGCAGGUUUGGUGAUAAGUGCCACUUUGCUCAUAGCGAGAUGGAGAUUGGGAAGCAAGUGCGUCCGGUGUACGAUGAUUUCCAGGCCAAAGGUCCUCUGAGUGGGUUUCCCGGCUACCUUGAACCGUCCCAACCUGGUCUAGCUGCAACAAACUUCGGAGCAUCUGCAACAACUACCAUUAGUAUAGAUGCAUCUCUUGCUGGAAACAUCAUAGGGAAGAAUGGUGUGAACUCAAAACAGAUAUGUCAGAUUACUGGUGUCAAGCUCUUUAUAAAGGAGCACGAAACGGACACUAACAAAAGAAAUGUUGAGCUCCAAGGAACCUUUGAUCAGAUUAAUCAGGCCAGUGCCAUGGUAAGGGAGCUCAUAUCGAAUAUCAGUACACCUACAGGCGGGCUCAAGAAUGCUGUCCCAUUUACUCGGGGUCCUUCUGGCCCACUUAAAACAAAGAUGUGUGCGAAUUUUUCAAAAGGUUUGUGCACAUUUGGAGAGAAAUGUCAUUUUGCUCAUGGGCCCAGUGAGUUGCAGAAGCCAUUGGCUUGAUUUCAUGGUAUUCAUACUGUGUACUAGCUAAAAUAUUGUUUGCCAAUAGGAGAUAGUAAAGAUGAACGUUGAAAGGAUAUUGUCUGUGCUGUAUUAGUGUAUUAUAUAUCCUUUUAGGAUGGGAUUGCUCAGGUAUUUCAUAUCUGUGUAUUGGUGACCAGAAAAUACUUUUAUUAUGUCAGUCUUUAGAUAGGAUCUU